Molecule: messenger RNA, 1083 nt
Organism: Ricinus communis (castor bean)
Lineage: Eukaryota; Viridiplantae; Streptophyta; Magnoliopsida; Malpighiales; Euphorbiaceae
Exons: 2
Coding region: 1-1083 (360 amino acids)
Source: RefSeq, a predicted model, not a curated record
AUGGACGUGCACGAGGCGAAGCGCCUAGGCCUGAAGCUAUCCAAAGGAGUCAGCACGAUUAAGGCUGUCAAUUCAGAGGCAAAGCCUGUGCAUGGCAUUGCGGAAAAUGUGAAGGUGCAAGUUGGUGAUUGGCAAGUUAUGCUAGACUUUACUAUUGUGCCUAUGGAUGAUUUUAAAACUGUCUUUGGUCUAGCAUUUUUCUACAAAGCCUAUGCCAUUCCGGUCCCUUCCAUUAGCUCUCUAGUGAUCCUCGAUGCUUCGAAGCUUCGAGUGAUCCCCUUGAAGAGCAUGGCGAGAUCCAAACCUGCUGUGAUUUCUGCCUUGCAAUUCAAGCGGGGUCUCAAGAACGGGGAGUGCUAUGUCACAACCAUGAGGGAGCUCAAUGAUGAGGACGAUAUUGAGCAAUCUGCCCUGCAAUUGCCACAAUCCAUCGAAGCUGUCCUUGACAAAUACAAGGACGUGAUGCCCCCGAAGCUGCCGCAAAAGUUGUCACCAAAGCGAGAUCUAGAUCACCACAUCGAGCUCGAGCCUGGUGCAAAGCCUCCUACCAUCGCACCCUACCGCAUGGCACCUCCGGAGCUAGCUGAGUUGAGGAAGCAGCUCCAAGACCUUUUUGAGUCGGGCUAUAUCCAGCCAUCGAAGGCCCCAUACGGUGCACCAGUCCUUAAGGACGGUUCGCUACGGAUGUGGAUUGACUAUCGGGCUUUAAACAAGAUUACCAUCAAGAACAAGUAUCUAAUCCCUUUGAUUGCCGACUUGUUUCGAUCAAUUGGGGAAGGCUCGAUAUUUCUCAAAGCUGGAUUUGCGCACGAGAAAUGCUCAUUCGCAAGAGAAGAAGUGGAGUUCCUUGGCCAUCGAAUCAAGGAUGGCAGGUUAAUGAUGGAUCCAGCAAAAGUUAAAGCCAUCCAAGAAUGGCAACCUCCUUCCAAGGUGCCCGAAUUGCGAUCUUUUCUUGGGCUGGUGAACUAUUAUCGGCGGUUCAUCAAAGGCUAUUCAGCUAUCACUGCCCCAUUGAUGGAACUACUCAAGAAGAAUAAGGCAUGGAAUUGGGUGAGGAAUGCCAAGCUGCAUUCGAAGCCUUGA